UUGUUCUCGAUGUGUUUGGUCUUUGAAUGUUUGCCGGGUUUAGCACUCAACGAGGUGGCUCCUUCAUUGUCGCCAAGCAUGAGCGUCACUGGAUGCGACCAAGCCAGCUCUUUGCAUAAGCCCUGUAGCCACAGGAUGUCCUUCGCGGCUUCAGACAUGGCCACAUACUCUGCCUCACAGGUGCUCAUUGCAUUGAUCUCCUGCUUCCUGGAGGCGUAUGAGAUCACGUGUCCAUCGAGCAUCGUCGCGUAG
Phytophthora sojae is the source of this 252-nucleotide messenger RNA. RefSeq lists its product as hypothetical. Lineage: Eukaryota; Oomycota; Peronosporomycetes; Peronosporales; Peronosporaceae. The record is from RefSeq and is a predicted model, not a curated record. The annotation marks the transcript as partial. The transcript has a single exon.